This is a messenger RNA of Drosophila navojoa, 1311 nucleotides long. RefSeq names its product Histone deacetylase 11 (gene HDAC11). The record is from RefSeq and is a predicted model, not a curated record. Gene Ontology annotation, molecular function: histone deacetylase activity. NCBI's taxonomy places the organism in Eukaryota, Metazoa, Arthropoda, Insecta, Diptera, Drosophilidae. Gene Ontology annotation, cellular component: histone deacetylase complex. Gene Ontology annotation, biological process: epigenetic regulation of gene expression.
GCACGUGAUAAGUUGCCUAUAGUAUACUCCAAAAAAUAUGCUGUGCGUUUUGGUGGUCUUGAAAAGUUACAUCCUUUUGAUGCAGCUAAGGGAAAGCACAUACAACAGCUGCUCUGUGCUGAACUGUCGUUGGAAUGCGGCGACUUCUAUAAUCCCCUUGAGAUUACCAAGGAGGAAUUACUGCGAGUCCACACUCCUAGGUAUUUGAGGUCCCUUAAAUGGAGCGCUAAGGUGGCUACCAUUGCGGAGGUUCCGGUUCUGAUAUUUGUGCCUAACGUAGCAGUGCAAAGUGGAUAUCUGCGACCAAUGCGCUACCAAACAGCUGGCUCCAUUCUGGCUGGCAAACUGGCCUUGGAAUAUGGUUGGGCGAUCAACUUAGGCGGGGGCUUCCACCAUUGCUGCUCGUCCAAGGGCGGUGGCUUUUGCCCCUAUGCAGACAUCACUCUGUUACUUGUGCGCUUGUUUGAUUUGGAACCUUCGAGAGUACAAAACGCAAUGAUUAUUGACUUGGAUGCGCACCAGGGCAAUGGCCAUGAGCGGGACUUUAAGGACACUGAGACUGUAUACAUACUUGAUAUGUACAAUGCCUAUAUCUAUCCAAAGGAUAACGAGGCGAAGCUGAGCAUUCGUUGCGCUGUUGAAUUAAAGCAUCUCACCGAAGAUGCCUACUACUUAAAGCAACUGAACCGGUGUCUGAUGCGAGCACUCUCUGAAUUUAAGCCAGAUAUUGUUGUUUAUAAUGCCGGCACCGAUAUUCUCAAAGGCGAUCCGCUGGGCAAUUUGGCGAUUACUCCAGACGGGAUUAUAGAGCGCGAUCGCUUGGUCUUUAGCACAUUUCGAGCACUGAAUAUACCCAUUGUUAUGUUGCUUAGCGGCGGGUACAUGAAAUCAUCCAAGAAUGUUAUAGCAGAUUCGAUAGUCAAUUUGAAGAGGCAGGGAUGGCUAAAAUAAUCUACCCUAUUUUAUGAAAAUUUAUACAAAUGUUGGACACUGUUAGAACGAUCACCCACUGGGGAUAAACAAUGAGCUGUGAGAGAUAAGAUACUUUUACUAAAAUGUCUAUUAUAUUCAUAGGCUUCAAAUUUGAUAUACUUGUAUGAUAAAAACUCAAGUAUUCUAUUUGAAUUAGGUGCUGACUACUAUAGUGGUCGGACCAGUUAACUCAAUAUAGUUGUUUAUUGCUAUUUAUUCUUAUAUAAAGCAAACGACGACACUUUUAAUUGCUUAUGCUAUAAAUACACAAUUGUAGCUUAUUACGUGUUUUGAAGUACAAAAAUGUAUAUAAAUAAAUAUGUUUUUCGAAUACUUAAA